Dovyalis caffra is the source of this 759-nucleotide messenger RNA. The record is from the annotation of a GenBank genome assembly. Lineage: Eukaryota; Viridiplantae; Streptophyta; Magnoliopsida; Malpighiales; Salicaceae.
AUGGCAUUGGAGCUCUGGGGCGGUGGACGGUUUGGAGAUCUUUUUGAUGAUGAUCCAAAACAAUGGCGCAUGUAUGCUGAUUUCAUUGGCAGUGCAGGAAGCAUCUUUGAUCUAAUUACUCAAUUAUAUCCUGCCUAUUUUCUACCAUUAGCUUCUCUUGGAAACUUGACCAAGGCUGUAGCAAGAGGACUGAAAGAUCCUUCAUCCCGUGUGAUUCAAAAUCACUUUGCUAUCUCAGGGAAUCUGGGAGAAAUAGCAGCGAAGGAAGAGGUUUGGGAAGUAGGUGCGCAGCUGCUUGGCCUUGGGCUGGGCAUACUGAUCCUGGAUACACCUGGCCUCGUAAAAUCCUUUCCUGUGCUGACAUCGACAUGGAUGAGCAUGCGGCUUCUGCAUCUUUGGUUACGUUAUCAAUCACUUUCGGUUCUACAAUUUGACACAAUAAAUCUCAAGCGAGCUCGUAUAUUGAUAAAAUCUCAUAUUUUGCACUCUCGUGUGCUGGGAUCUGUUGAUUGCAACCAGGAAGAGAACAUUUUAUCAUGGGAGACAUUUGCUAGGCCACGAAUAAUUUUUGGUGUGCCCUUAGAGGAGAUGUUUGGUGGUGAGAGAUCUGUCGCCAAGAUAAAGAUGCUUCUGAAACUAUAUGCAAAGGAGAAACAUUUUCUUGUUGUGAACCAGCAGAAAACAGACUUUGAGGUCUUUGUGUCAUUCAAGGUGCGCAAGAAAACAAUAAGUUGGAAUGAUUUGUGGGUGGAUAAGUGA